AUGGCUGCGGCGACGGCGAUGCGGGGUGGCAGCAGCGACAGAGGCGGCGCGGGGCCGGACUCGGGCAAGUACGUGCGGUACACGCCAGAGCAGAUCGAGGCGCUCGAGCGGGUCUACGCUGACUGCCCCAAGCCCACGUCCUCGCGCCGGCAGCAGCUGCUGCGCGAGUGCCCCACGCUCGCCAACAUCGAGGCCAGGCAGAUCAAGGUCUGGUUCCAGAACAGAAGGUGCCGAGAUAAGCUGCGGAAGGAGUCUUCUCGGCUUGAGUCUGUCAACAGAAAAGUGGCUGCUAUGAACAAGCUUCUUAUGGAGGAGAACGAACGCCUACAGAAACAGGUCUCCCAGCUGGUUCACGAGAAUGCACAAGUGCGGCAGCAGCUCAAGAAUAGUUCGAUGGCAAAUGAUACAAGCUGUGAGUCAAAUGUAACUACCCCUCAAAACCCUCCAAGGGAUGCAAGUAACCCUUCUGGGCUCCUUUCAAUUGCAGAGGAGACCCUGACAGAAUUCCUCUCGAAGGCUACUGGAACAGCUAUUGAUUGGGUCCAGAUGCCUGGGAUGAAGCCUGGUCCGGAUUCGGUUGGUAUCGUGGCCAUUUCACAUGGUUGCCGUGGUGUUGCUGCCCGCGCCUGUGGUUUGGUGAAUCUAGAACCAACAAGAGUUGUAGAGAUCUUGAAAGAUCGACCGUCUUGGUUCCGUGAUUGUCGAAGCCUGGAAGUUUUCACGGUGUUACCAGGUGCAAAUGGAGGAACGAUUGAACUUGUUUACACACAGCUGUAUGCUCCAACAACUUUAGUCCCUGCACGUGAUUUUUGGACUCUAAGGUAUACAACCAUAGUGGAAGAUGGCAGCCUUGUGGUCUGCGAGAGAUCCUUGAGUGGUUCUGGGGGUGGUCCAAGUGCAGCUUCUGCACAGCAGUUUGUUAGAGCUGAAAUGCUUCCAAGUGGAUAUUUAGUUCGCCCCUGUGAAGGUGGAGGUUCCAUUGUGCAUAUAGUGGACCAUCUGGAAUUUGAGGCAUGGAAUGUUCCUGAAGUGCUCCGGCCUCUCUAUGAGUCUUCUAGGGUAGUUGCUCAGAAAAUUACUGCUGCGGCACUCCGCCACGUCAGACAAAUUGCUCAAGAAACGAGUGGUGAGGUGGUCUAUCCCUUGGGCAGGCAACCUGCAGUACUAAGAACCUUUAGUCAAAGGCUGAGCAGAGGCUUUAAUGAUGCCAUCAGCGGUUUCAAUGACGAUGGUUGGUCUAUAAUGGGUGGAGAUGGCAUUGAAGAUGUAGUUGUUGCUUGCAACUCAACUAAGAAAAUUAGGAACAUCAGCAAUGGUGGCAAUGCUUUUGCAGCCCCUGGAGGUACUAUAUGUGCUAAGGCAUCGAUGCUACUGCAGAGUGUCCCAGCAGCGAUACUCAUUCGAUUUCUGAGGGAGCAUAGAUCUGAAUGGGCUGAUUACAGUAUGGAUGCGUAUUUGGCUUCAGCACUGAAAACAAGCACAUGUUCAUUCCCUGGGCUGCGUCCGAUGAGAUUUUCUGGGAACCAGAUCAUCAUGCCACUUGCUCACACAGUAGAGAAUGAGGAGAUUCUUGAAGUUGUUCGCCUUGAAGGUCAACCUCUCACUCAUGAUGAAGUUCUUUUUUCAAGAGAUAUUGACAUGCUUCAGCUUUGCACAGGAAUACAUGAGAAAUCUGUGGGAUCCUCCUUCCAGCUUGUUUUUGCACCAAUUGCUGAUUUUCCAGAUGAUGCUCCAUUGAUUUCAUCCGGCUUUCGUGUUAUACCACUUGAUACGAAAACAGACAUUGUAUCCUCUGGUAGGACAUUAGAUUUGGCAUCUAGUCUUGAAGUGGGCUCCAUCGCAACCCAAGCCUCAGAUGCAUCUCCAGAUAAUUGUAGUGUGCGAUCUGUGCUGACAAUCGCCUUUCAAUUCCCUUAUGAGCUGCAUUUACAAGACAGUGUUGCAGCUAUGGCCCGUCAGUAUGUCCGUAGCAUUGUUUCUGCUGUUCAAAGAGUGUCAAUUGCUAUCUCUCCAUCUCAAUCUGGUCUAAAUGCUGGGCAGAGGAUACUCUCUGGCUUACCUGAAGCAGAAACACUUGCUCGAUGGAUUUGCCAGAGCUAUCAUUUCCAUAUAGGGGUAGAGUUACUUACCCAAUCAGAUGGAGCUGGGGAACAAUUGUUGAAGAUGCUAUGGCACUACCAAGAUGCUAUCUUGUGCUGUUCUUUUAAGGAAAUACCCGUGUUUACGUUUGCCAACAAGGCAGGACUGGACAUGUUAGAAACUUCGCUUGUUGCCUUACAAGACCUCACAUUGGACAAGAUCUUUGAUGAGUCUGGAAGAAAAGCUCUAUUCUCGGAGAUCUCAAAAUUGAUGGAAGUGGGCCAUGUCUACCUGCCGUCAGGCGUGUGCAUGUCGGGGAUGGGCAGGCAUGUCUCCUUCGACCAAGCUGUGGCAUGGAAGGUGCUGGGCGAGGACAGCACCGUCCACUGCCUGGCUUUCUGCUUCGUGAACUGGUCCUUCGUGUGAUGUGAAGUGAUGUGAUCUGUCCGUCCACCCACGGAACGGCCUCCGGCCGACCUGUGACGAGCAGAUCGCAGUUUUUGGCUGCUGCUUUCUUCCAGAUAGAAAUGAGGAAGAACAUUGACUCAGGCCGUGCCCUAAGCGUGUUAUGUGUUUUGUAAUAGCUCCAGAUGAUGUGGGCAGGGAUCGGUCCAGUGUUAUGAGAACCAUAACACUGGACCGAUCCCUGCCUAGUGUUCUGAGAACAUCGACUCAGGCCGUGCCCUAAUGUGAGAGUACUUACAAUUGAUUUCAGUAUGUAGCACCUGGGGGGAAUUCCCAGGCAGGCAGAGGCCGUAGCGUUCCUACGACAUUUUAACCCUGUGGUUUUGGUUCCAAUAUGUAGCUCUGGAACAGCACUGUGCUGUGUCCGGCCUAGGGGUAGUGAGACCUGGGCCGUUGGUUUCCUUUUGGGAAAAAAAUUCAAGACCUAUAGCGUUGCCCAACAAACGAAAAAGAAAGUAGUCCUUGCACGUGGAGGAUGUGGCGGUGCAUAUUGUGGCUGCUU
This is a messenger RNA of Lolium rigidum, 3046 nucleotides long. Its product is annotated as homeobox-leucine zipper protein HOX10. Gene Ontology annotation, molecular function: DNA-binding transcription factor activity; lipid binding; DNA binding. The coding region runs from base 1 to 2505 and encodes 834 amino acids. The transcript is spliced from 18 exons. The record is from RefSeq and is a predicted model, not a curated record. Lineage: Eukaryota; Viridiplantae; Streptophyta; Magnoliopsida; Poales; Poaceae.